Molecule: messenger RNA, 1045 nt
Organism: Atta colombica
Lineage: Eukaryota; Metazoa; Arthropoda; Insecta; Hymenoptera; Formicidae
Product: pheromone-binding protein Gp-9-like
Exons: 5
Coding region: 66-425 (119 amino acids)
Molecular function (GO): odorant binding
Source: RefSeq, a predicted model, not a curated record
GAUGUUAGUGGGCUUCAGAACACUUUAGUACAACACAUUUAGUGUAGACUAACUAAAUUAAUAAAAUGAAGAAAAUAUUAUUUUAUAUUUGCACUUUUGUGUUCGUCUCUUUUACUGUUGACUCAAAGAAAUUAGCAUCCGUCAAUGGGAAUUACAAUACAUGCCUAACUGAAACUAAUGUAUCUGAAGAUGACAUGUUAACAAUGGAAGACGCGGAAUAUAAUAUAGAAAAGAUGCGUACCGCAUUCAUCAAGAGAACAAAUGUUCAAUCAGGAGAUAAAAGAUUGGAAAGACUGGAAAAUUGCAUAAACGAAUCAAAAGAUCUUACAGAAAAAUGCGAAAAAGCGUUCCUUCUUAGUGCAUGUCUUUUAAAAUCUGAACACGAGCAUGUGCAUGAGUAUGGGUAUAGUGAAUCCGCAAAAUAGUAAAUACAAAAAUAAUCGAAAUAUAAUUAAUAUGUUAAAAUUUAUAUUGCACAGCAUUUUCAAUAAAAAAAUAUAUGUAUAAGUAUAUUAUAGUUUUCUUUUAUUUGAUACAUUAAUACAAAAAAUAAAUUUUAAUUUAAAUAAAAUACUGACUUUUCCUUGAUAAAAAAACUUAAUCAAUUAGAAUUACAAACUUUUUAAAAUUAUAAUGUUGUAGAAAAUGUAAACAGAAAAUCGCAUAAGUUAAUAAAAUGGAAUUUAAAAUAUAUAUACUUUUUAAUUUUAACUUUUACAUUUAUUUAAAUUGUUAAAUUUGCAAUAUAAUAGGAACAUAUAUGAUUAUAUUGAAAUUGUUUUCACACAAUUCUGCAUUUUUAUUUUCCUUAAAAUAUCAACAAUUAAAAUAAUUAAAUUUUUUAUUAAUUUAAUUUUUUAUUAAUUUAAUUUCAUUUCUUUUAUUUAUAUAGUCGUUGAUAUGCGAAUGUACUUACAUAGCAAUGUAUAAUUAUAUGUUUAUAUCAAUGUACUAUAGGUAAUUUACAUUUUAUACAUCAAAUUAUAAAAAUUAAUUAAUUAAUUUUUAUACAUGUCGUUUAUCAUAAUAAAAAUAUAUUGAUGAU